Molecule: messenger RNA, 7827 nt
Organism: Chiroxiphia lanceolata (lance-tailed manakin)
Lineage: Eukaryota; Metazoa; Chordata; Aves; Passeriformes; Pipridae
Gene: ZDHHC15
Product: zinc finger DHHC-type palmitoyltransferase 15
Exons: 12
Coding region: 4-1017 (337 amino acids)
Biological process (GO): protein targeting to membrane; peptidyl-L-cysteine S-palmitoylation; synaptic vesicle maturation
Cellular component (GO): endoplasmic reticulum; Golgi apparatus
Molecular function (GO): protein-cysteine S-palmitoyltransferase activity
Source: RefSeq, a predicted model, not a curated record
CCGAUGUGCGCGGGGGCCAUGGCGCUGUGGCGGGGGCUGCGCUGCUGCCGCCGCGCCCUCGCCUGGCUGCCCGUGCUGCUCAUCGCGCUGCUGCUGCUCUGGUCCUACUACGGAUACGUCUGCGAGCUCUGCCUCGUGACUGUGAGCAACCCUGUGGAGAAAGUGGCCUAUCUUGUAAUAUUCCAUAUUCUCUUUGUGCUCUUUGUGUGGACAUAUUGGAAGUCUGUUUUCACUCUCCCAGUGCAGCCAGACAAAAAGUUCCACAUGUCCUACGCUGACCAGGAGCGCUAUGAGAACGAGGAGAGGCCGGAGGUGCAGAGGCAGAUCCUCGCCGAGAUCGCCAGGAAGCUGCCGGUGUACACGAGGACAGGGAAUGGAGGUAUUCGGUUCUGUGACAGAUGCCAGCUGAUCAAACCUGAUCGUUGUCACCACUGCUCUGUCUGUGCCAUGUGUGUGCUAAAAAUGGAUCAUCACUGUCCAUGGGUGAAUAACUGCAUUGGAUUUUCUAACUACAAAUUCUUUCUACUGUUCUUAGCCUAUUCUUUGUUGUAUUGCUUGUAUAUUGCUGCAACAGUCUUCAAGUAUUUCAUUAAGUAUUGGACAGGUGAACUGACCAAUGGACGUUCCAAAUUUCACAUCCUUUUCCUUCUCUUCGUGGCAAUCAUGUUCUUUGUGAGCCUCAUGUUUCUGUUUGGAUACCACUGCUGGCUCGUUAGCAGAAACAGAUCCACCUUAGAGGCUUUCUCAGCUCCGGUGUUUCAAAAUGGCCCAGAUAAAAAUGGAUUCAAUCUUGGCUUUGUAAAGAAUCUUCAGCAAGUGUUUGGAGAAGAAAAAAAGCUCUGGUUGCUGCCUAUUGCCUCAAGCCAGGGGGAUGGACAUUUUUUCCCCAUGAGAGCCUCGUGUGAAGCUCGGAACCCUCUCCUGGCAAAUGAAGAGCAGUGGGAAGAGGAUGGAAUAGAUGAAGAGCCCCAGGGUUCUGGUGAAGCCUCAGCCCUUGUCAUAGAAAGGGAGACAUAGCAGUGUGACAGUGCAGCCUGGUAAAGCUUGAGCACAAAGAUUUCAGCUUCCCUCUCAGGAGCCUACACUUUCUCUUGGCAUGGACUUCAGUUUUGAGGGGCAGAAAACAAGUAGAUCUUCAAGAUGAGAAAACGUCCUGAAGUAUCACCCAACUGGAGUCUGCAUCUGAGAGUGCUUCUCCAGAAAUCCUGCUGUCCAGAUGGCCCAAGACUUUAUAAGUUUCAGUUACAGAGUUAACAGAACAGUUUUAUAGAGUGAUUGUGGCCAAUCUUCUUUGGCCUGCUCUCUUUAUUUUAUAAAUACUAUAUAUUUUUAUGCAAAAAAGGCAAAAAUGUUGAUGACAGUGCACUUCCAAAGGCCUUUUCAUUUUGCAAACGUCAGGGACUCGAGUUCUUGAAAUUCUACCAAGCCAUAAUAUUCUUGGGGAUGGUUAUUUAUUUUGAGGCUGAUUCCCCAACCUUCUCUUGACAUUUUCUACUGUGUUUGAAGUUCUGAGUCAGUUCAGCCCAGUGCGAGACAGACCCAGUUAAAUCUGGCACUAAAUUGGUAGUUGGGUGUAAGUGUAGUGAAAGAAAAAGUGCUGAACAUGCACACUGACAUGUGCAGCUGUGAAUGCAAAUAAAAUAUUCCCAUUGCCAGUAUCAAGAUUCAAGAAUAUUGUGGCCAUAGAUUUUUUUAACUUUUUUUAGGAGGGUGUUAUUGUCUUAGAGUUUGUUUACAGUGCUCUUUGCCCAGUCCUACUUGCAGGCACCUAAAAUGCAAACAGGAACUUCAGACAGUCCAGUUUGCAUUAAUUCCUAGGGCCAAAAUGUCCACUCAUUCCUGGAUCGGUGUUUGAUGGAAAUUUGUGUGUUUGUGGAAUCAGAAAGGAAGGUGUGAAUUCGAAACACAGGAGUUGGAAAUGACAGUGAAAGUUUAGCUCCAACAGUGGUGUUUGGAGUUUACACUCCACACGAAAUGCUGAAGAGAUAAUUGAUAUAUAGAGUUUUUCAGACUUCUUCCCAAACCAGUGCACUGACUGGUGGUUCCAGGGGUUUCAGCACUAGGUGAUCAGAUUUUUUUUACUUUUUGCUCCAUUUGCAGGCAAAGGGAUGUAUCCUGGUUCUGUUCUGGGGAAGGGAACUGACCCUUUGGCCGGAUUAUACACAUUUUUCUAGACUUGACUCUUUUUUUAUCUGCAUGAUUCAGCCCUGGCAGCUCCAUCACUCAUGUCUGAAUUAGGUGCAUGCUUACAGUAUUAGUGUACUGCCUUUAAGAUCAUUUGGUACCAUUUUCUCUCCCGGUUUUGUUUUGUUUAUCAGCCCAUUGGCAUUGAGGUGACUGCAGAGGCAGUUGUGCCUGUCAGGAGAAAUGACCUGAGAAGUGAGUUUGGUGACAAAGGCUUUGCCUACCUACUAAAUCCUUUUUUUCCCUCUGUUUUCUCUGCUGCUGCUGCCAGUGGGAAGGUGUCUGUGAGAUGGGAGAGCCUUGCAGAGACUUUGUGCCCUCAGGAGCAGUCGUUUCCCUGCUGUGAUCCUGCCCUGGGGACAGGGAUCCUCAGCUCUGCAGUUCUGUGCAGAGCAGGCAGGGAUCUCUGGAGUGUCUUACUGCUGAAUUGGGUUGUGAGGGGUCAGGGUGGGCUCACCCAGGCUCGGGGUGGUUUGUCUGUGUCCUCAGAGUGCUCUUGAACACUCAGAAUGUUCCUGCUUCAGCCACCAGAGCCCUGGCCGUGGGGUGGCUGUCACAAAACAGCUCUCGAGUGUUUCUCCUGCCCAUCUAAACCUGCAUUUCUAAUGUAAAUCUCGAGUUGGACCUUCCCCCGCGUGUGAUGAAAGAUGGCAGCAGAAUUAAUCACCUCAUUUUUGGUAAAACGUGCUCUGGAGGGGGAGUUUGAGAGGACGGUGGCAGCUAAACACAACAGGAAAUGUGCAGGAAUUUAGCACCAACAGAGGUGCUAUUUGUGCCUUCAAAAACUCAAAAUUCCUUGUGUAGAAAACCAGGAAGAAGAUCUGGGGACUUUCUGUUCCAUUCUGUCAGCUGAAGUGUAUUUUUCAGAGCUGUGUGGAUUUACAGGAGUUUUCUGAGCAGGUUCCUGUGUCCUUCCUGGGUUUGGUUCUGGUUACAGCUGUGUCUUUGAGCUGUUUCUCUGCCAGGCAGCAGCAGCAGCAGAGCUGCCCACGAGCUCUGCAGGCACCAUCCCUGCCUGCUCCUGCUGCAGCAAUGCUCACUUGGCAGUACAAAAAAUCAGGUUUCAUCUUCUAAUAAUUAUUAAACCAGAUGUCUUUAAAAGGCUGCUACCAAGCUCAGAUUUAGAAGCAAUUUUAAACAUUUCCAAGUAACUUUUAUUCAAUUUUUUUUCUUGUAAAUAGUUAUGGCCAAUUCUUCCCUUUCCUUAAAAGCAGCUCAGCCCCCUGUGGUUGUAAAAAUCUCUUGCUCAGGUAGAAAAAUGCAGUUUAAUCACUUCAGAACCACUCCCAUCAAUAUCCACAUCAGGUGUUGGAAAGCUUCAGGAGAUAAACACAAAAGCUGUGUAAAAAUGAGGCAGAACAAACCAAGGGAGACCCACAUGUCUGAGUGACUGAGCAAGCUCCAUUUUGUUCCCUUCUCCUCGCUGAAGGUGAUAUCCUUGUGUUACCCUGGCAUUUGUCCUGUUCGUGCUGGGUAAAUGCACUGGCAAACAGCAGUUGCUCAGCUGCUGUGGUCACUGCUGCAGGUGCUCAGAGGGAAGGUACUUGGCCCAGUGCAGGGCAGGUUUUUUAACCUGCAAAUGGCUCUUUAAGGGAUACACCUACUGCAACACCUCCUUUAUCCUCAUCCAGAGGCUCUCCACCAUCAUCCCUGACUGUGAGGGCUGUGUCAUCAAACCUGUCCCUUACCUGCCCUGCCAGCCCCUCCUGAGCAGCUGCUCCCUCCAUCUCAGCUCUGCAGGGAUGGGACUUAGCCCACCCAGUCCCACAGCAGCAAUGGCACUGCGGCUCUGGGAGCUGCCCAACACUUCCAGUGCAUCCUGGGUGUUCCUCCUGCUGCUGUGCUGGAGCACAACUGUUCCAGGUCUGCUCUGUGUGCCCGGGAGCAGCCUGUGUUCCCCUGGGACCAGCACCUUGGGAUGUUACUGUUGGUCUCUGGUCAGGUGCUGUAAAUCCAGUUGCACCAAACAAUUUGGUGAAGUGGAAAGGUUUGAAUCUCAGUUCUGGUGCUGCUGGAAGUUGUGAGACUGUCGUGCUCAGUGCUGAACCGCAGCCUGGAGCAGUGUGGAGGCAGGAAGGCUGUUUUCUCUGCCUUAGUGGCAGACAUGGACUAGAGAAUGAAGCAGAAAAUGAGUGGUUCUCAGCUCAGGUCAGAAACAGCUUCUGUCCUUAGGGGAUCUCCUCCUGCUGCUGGAGCUGCAUGGUGUAGAAGCAGCUGUAGGUCAAGAAGAUUUUGUUGCUUGGCUGAGUGCAGCCAAGGUGGGGGGCUGACUGGAAGGGGCAGUGCUGGGCACGAGUAGCCCUGGGGCCAACUCCCAUCAGGGCUAUUCCCAUGAGGCCCUGGCAGCUGGAACAGGAGCACCAGUGGUUGUGUAGCUCUGCCAGCAGUCACCAGGCAGUAAUAAAUAUGGGUUGAGUGCCAGCCAGCGUGGCAGUGUCAGACCCACGGCUGUGGAUUUGUGAGCUUCCCUCAGGGCACAGGAGUGUGGGCUCAGCACCUGCCACCUGGCCUGGGCUCCUUCUGUUGGUAUUGCAGCAUUUUACAAAUGCAUCUCACAUCCUCCUUGAGGCUGAGCUGUCUCAGCCAUGAGCAACUUUUCCAAGUGAUGUCACCAUGGGAAAGAAGCAGCAGAUGGUCUUGCUGGACUUUACUGUGGUACCUGCCACUGUCUCAUCCCUCUGCUCCUGGUUUCAUGUUCCAAAGUAACUGAUCACUAACAGUUACUCACCUCUAUCCCUCCUCACCUCUCCCAUUUACAUUCAGGUACACUGUACUCUUAAAAAAAUAGGGAAAACAUCAUAUUGAUGUUUCUCUGGGUAGAACUGUGGUCAGUCGUGUCCUGGGCCAGGACUCAUCCCCACCCCACUGCUCUGUCGGUUCCCUUUUCUCUGGCUGAGCUGGAUCUUUGGAGCAGGAUAACUUUGUUUUCCUUCAAGCAGGGAGCAGUACUGUAUGUUUUUAGCAGGCUCUGUGUGUGGUGCACAGUCAUUGGCAAGAACCAGGAAGCUUCCUAAUGGCACUGUGCAAUGAAUGUUUGCUUCCUGGGAGAAAUGGGAGUGGGAUUCAGCAGAAUCCACACCAGCUGGAGCUCUGGAGCUCUGUAUGCUGGUAUGGACUGAAAGCACAACUUUAUGCAUAAAGUCUGUAAUAUGAACAUAAAUAAUAAAUAAUUUACCAUUUUUUCCCUGAAUUUAGCUCUGAAGGACACGCUGAGCUGUUCUCAGGGCCCCACUGCCUCCCCUGCAGAGCAGUUACUCUGCAGAGCAGUUCCUCUGUGCAGAGCCAGCUCACUCACCCAGGGGUUUAAUUAGGAGGUGGAGGCACCGCUGACCUUGUCUAUUGAGCCAGAAUUAAUUAACUCAGAAGGGUCAUGUUUUCAUUCAGUGACUCCUGUGGUACAGAUUUUUGAAGUUGAUCCAUAGUACUUGAAAAUACCUCAAUUUUAUUAAUAUUUGUCCAAUCCUAUCAGCUUCUGCUUGGUUACAGAACACUUGCAAAAAUCAGCUCGCUCUGAUGGGAUCAAUGACAGCAUUUGCAUGGUAGAGUGGUUGCUUUCAGUGCCAGCAAUGGGCUGUCAAAGCUUGGCAGGGCAGCCCCCCACGGGCUCUUCCCGCUUAAUGCUGCAUUUCCUGCCCUGCUCAUUAGCGCUGAGCUCGCACCCACUGCUGCAGCCUCCGAGUCUUGUCCUUGUUCCAUCUCCCCUUGAGAGUUCUCUCUUCCUCCUAAACAUGUAGUUAUUUUCAGCUGUGAGCUGCUUGUGCUGGUUUUUGGAUACUGUGAAGGUGAGUAGGUGUCAUUUUAUGCAGUUGUGCCUGUAUUUUAUUUGUAGUUAAUCUGUUUGUCAGGUAUCAGUUUGUGAUUCUAAUCAUCAGGCCCAGCUGGCUUUGCUUAGAGCAGCAGGAUCCCACUUCCUGCAUUUUCUCUUUCCUAAAAACCUCAUUUCUUCAUUUUUUUCACUUUAGUUUGGGAUGUAAACCUUGUGAAAUAAAAUCUGAGUUUACAUUUCAAAUACAAGUCUGUAAGUUGGUCAUGCCUGCAUGCUCCUUAAAAAAAUUAUUUUUUUCUGUAUAAGGUUUUAGGAUUUACAGCAGCAUUUGUAAAGCUUUAGUGGGUAACAGACAAUGUUAAAAAAAGUGUAUGUUGAGGGGGGGAAAAAGAGCAGCCAAAAAAAACCAACAAAAAGGACCAAGGGAUCAUCUUUGUUUCUUCUUUUGGCUGUGUUUGAAAAGAAAUGCCUGCUUGCAUCAACCAGCUCAUGGAACAGGCAGGGAUUUCACCUGAAGGCAUCCCUGCUGUUUCAGUACUUCCUCAAGUACUUAAUUUCUUGAGUUCAACAUUGGACUAAAUCCCGUGGAACCAACAAAAUUGUUCUCCCCAUCUCCUUCCUCACCUGGAGGUGUGUGCUGCCCCUUCUCAGAUCAGCACUUUCCUUUGUAAGAGAAAUAAAAAUCCAGUGGAUUCUUGACAAGGUCAGUGUAUUAUUUUUUUCCCCCCUACCUUUUUCUGGAGAAUCCAGGAGCCUCCUGGAUGUGUCCGAGAGAGAAAUCCCUCAGCACCUGGGAUCCCAAAGGGUGAGUUUUGUGACUAAGAACUUGUGUGAGGAGGUGGAACCUGUUGUUCUACUGUUCUGAACUAACUCCAUGUGUGGUCAUUCUUCCUCAGAAUUAAUGAAGUAGCUUCCUGCUCUAUUCACUGCCCAUCUAAGCAGGAGCUACUCCAGAGUGAAUCCAAAUCCACUGUUGGAGCAGGGAACUUGUAACAGCUUCCCUUUUGCUUAGGAACAUAGGAAAUAGAAAAGGUCUUGUUAUUUUAUAAAUUAUAAUCUGAUCAGAUGGCUGAUCUUCAUCUGAAAAUGAUGUUUAUUGUGCCAAUGGGUCCCUGAAAGAUGAAACUUAAUUUAAACCUCAGGAUCAGACCAUAGCAGCCCUGUCUGCAUGUGCUGUUCAAUGUUAGCAGGAGUUUUUACUUUGCCUCACAGGAAAGCCAGUGGGUUUCACUUGCUGGAGUUUUUCCAGGCAGGAAAAUGGGGCUGAACAGCCACUGCAGGAGCUGCUGUGUGUUGGGAGCUCCCAACACACUCCCUCUGCACCAGGGUCAGGGCUCCCACCACUGGAACCCCCUGUGGAAGCUGAGCAGGCUCUGUGCCAGCAAAAUCGGGGAAACAACAGAAUUCCAGUGGAUUGGUGUGUUUACACCCAGCUGUUUUUCAGGAAGCAGCAUGGGCUGGUGGGGGUGUUUCUUACCCCAGCUCUGGUCUGUGCUGCCGAGGAUGCGCAGCUCAGCCGGGUGCUCUCAGACAAAUCCCUCACUUCUUCAUUUAGUAGGAAAUAACUAUUUUCCAGUGAAUGUCACAAAGGGACUGGUGCCCACCUUUGGGGUGCUGAGUUGGGGUCAGGAGUAUAGUGCUGCUGCUGACAGUGAGACUUUUGAUAUCAAACGGGUUUUUACAAAAGCUUGGGAACUCAUUUUUACUGUUGGACAAACGUUCUGACUACGCUGAUGCUCUGUGGAGUUUCGCUGGCAUUUUCCAAGUGUUUGUACAGUUUCUACAGCUGAAUAUCCUGUAUGUUCUGCUUUGUUGUUUUCUAUUAUGCUUUAUACUGUACUGCAGGCAAGUACUGCAUUAAAACCAUUUUUGGCUAA